Molecule: messenger RNA, 5774 nt
Organism: Rosa rugosa (rugosa rose)
Lineage: Eukaryota; Viridiplantae; Streptophyta; Magnoliopsida; Rosales; Rosaceae
Exons: 1
Coding region: 1-5598 (1865 amino acids)
Biological process (GO): DNA integration
Molecular function (GO): nucleic acid binding
Source: RefSeq, a predicted model, not a curated record
AUGUCCAAGUCAGUUAGCAAGCUUUCAGAAAUCAAAGAACGGUUGGAUAGGAUAAAACGAAAUCAAGAGCUUCCAAAUUUCUUAGACAUUCCUAUCCAAACUCCCUUGGCGUUUAGACAACUUUCAAUUGACACCCAAGGGAGGAGGACAGAAGAAGAAGCUAACUUGGGUUCAAACUCCUCAAGUUACUUGUCAGAAGAGGAGGAAGAAGAACCCAUGGCUGGAUUGAAUCAGACUAUAAGGCAACUGUCUUCAUCAAAUGAAGGAGGAGCUGCCCCAACUUGCAUCAUAUACCCAGAACCAGCUGAUGGAAAGGUAGCAGAGUUUGAAUUGAAGAGUGGUUUCUUGCACCACCUUCCCAAGUUUCAUGGACUUAUGAAUGAGGACGCCAACAAGCAUCUCAAAGAAUUCCAGUUCGUGUGUGGGAGUAUGUGCCCUCAGAAUGCUGACCUUAACAUCCUAAAGUUGAAGGCAUUCCCUUUCUCUCUUGAAGAUAGGGCGAAGACAUGGCUGUUUGAUCUUCCCUCACGCCAUGUGGACUCUUGGGACAAGAUGGUUAAUGAAUUCCUUACGAAGUACUUCCCAGCCUCAAGGGUAACUGUCUUAAGGAAGCAAAUAACUGGGAUACAACAAGCAGCUGAUGAAUCAUUCUGCUCCUAUUAUGAAAGGUUCAAGACUUUAGUGGCAUCAUGCCCUUCACAUGGGAUGAAGGAAGGGAACCUACUCACCUAUUUCUAUGAGGGACUUCUCCCUCUUGAAAGACAAUUGUUGGAUGCUGCAGCUGGAGGGUCCUUUAUGGAUAAGACACCUGAGGUGGCUAAGGAGCUGUUGGCAAAUCGUUCUCUCAAUUAUCAACAAUAUGAGGGGGCAUUAUCCUCCUCAAGGAGGGUAAAUGAGGUAACUUCUAACUCAGCACUUGAGGAAAAGUUGAAUAAUAUGAGUGCUUUGUUGUCUCAAGUUUUGAUCGAGAAAGGCCAAGAGGGAGUAAAGGCGUGUGGGGUGUGCUCUAUUCAAGGGCACCCAACUGAUCAAUGCCCCCAACUGAUACAAAAUGGUGGAUGGGAGUCCUUAAAUGCUUUUGAAUCUCAAAGGUACAAACCUUUUUCCAACACGUACAAUCCAGGACUUAGGGACCACCCUAACUUUCGUUGGAGCAAUACGGAGAAUGUUCAGAACCCCCAGAAUCAAAAUGGACCCUUUCCACGUCCUCAGAGCUUCUAUCAGAGGCCUCAGGUUCCUCAAAACUUUGCUCCCAAUAAUAAUUUUGUUCCUAAUAAUGCUACUCACCCUUCUUACGAUAAGAUGCUUGAAGCCCUUUUUCAAGGGCAACAAACUUUGACAAAUUCUACUCAAGCUCUUGUAACAGGUCAACAGAGUAACACGAAGGACAUAUCUGAGCUUAAGAAGCAAAUGGGACAGGUGGUGGACUUCAUGGGAAAGAUAUCUGAGAGUGGGAAGCUUCCAAGCAGCACCAUUCCCAACCCAAACUUUGAGUCUGCAAAGGCGAUCGUCACAAGGAGUGGAAAAGAGCUUAGGGACGUCCCAAAGGUCCAAAAGAAGGCCCAGAAGAAGAACCAUGUAGCCCAUGAGGAGGAGGAUGACGUUGAGGUUACAAAGGAGGAUAUUGAGCAUGAUCCAGCCACUUCUAGGGUUGAAACAAAUGUGCCUCAAACAUCUGAGCCACCUUUGAAACUAAGAGGUAAUGAUCUAAACCCUAAAGGUUCAGUUACUACUAACUCCCCUUUCUCUCGUGUUCCUUUCCCCAGUAGGUUUGCAAAGUCCAAAAAGGAUGAAUCUGAUCAAGCCAUCUUGGAGAUCUUUAAGAGAGUGCAAGUCAACAUGCCCUUGAUUGAGUGCAUAACACAAGUCCCAAAGUACGCCAAAUUUCUGAAGGAGUUGUGCACCACAAGGAGACAAACGCGUGAGAAGGAGGUAGUGAAGAUGAAUGAAACUGUCUCAGCAGUUAUCCAGAGGAAAUUGCCUCCAAAACUUAAGGAUCCAGGGAGUUUUUCUGUUCCUUGUGUCAUUGGAAACACUAAGUUUGAAAAUGUCAUGCUAGAUCUAGGUGCAUCAAUUAAUGUUAUGCCAUAUAGUUUAUAUGCAUCUCUAGAGUUAGGUGAGCUUAAGAAAGAUAAUGUUGUUGUCCAAUUGGCUGAUAGGUCCAACACGUAUCCUAAGGGAUAUGUGGAAGAUGUUCUUGUGCAGGUGAACCAUCUGAUAUUUCCUGCAGAUUUCUAUAUCCUUGACAUGGAGGACUCACCCUUAAACUCAACUCCAUUACUUUUAGGGCGUCCAUUCAUGAGGACAGCAAGGACAAAGAUCGAUGUCUAUGAAGGGACAUUGACCAUGGAGUUCGAUGGUGAUGUGAUUGGCUUCAACAUCUUUGAAGCAAUGAGGUAUCCCUUGUCUGAUUCUAAAUCAUGUUUUUCGAUUGAUGUGCUUGAUUCUCUUGCGCAGAGCUUUUUAGAUGCAAUGGAUGAUGAUGAGUUGGCUUUGACCAUCACCCAAGGGGUGGGAUACACUGAGGAUGGCGUCGCCAUCCCAAAUGUAGAAUUGGAGGGCGUUGUUGAGCCUAUUGUGAUCAAAACUGUGGCCGCCCUUGAGAGCCAACCUCCUUCAUCAAGGUACACUCCUCCUUUGUCAAUUCCCCUUGCUACUAAUAAACUUCUUCCUUCAGUGGUACAUGCCCCUACCCUUGAGUUGAAAGUACUACCAGACCACUUGAAGUAUGUGUUUUUGGGAGACAAGGAGACAUUGCCAGUGAUAGUGUCCUCCAAGCUAGAGAAGGAUCAAGAGAAGAAACUUGUGGAAGUUCUGAAGAAGUACAAGACUGCCAUUGGAUGGACUUUGGCAGAUAUCAAGGGCAUCAGCCCUACUACAUGCGUUCAUAGGAUACUUUUGGAGGAGGGUGCCAAGCCCACCAGAGAAGCCCAACGUCGCCUUCACCCUCCAAUGAUGAAGGUAGUCCAAAAUGAGAUAAUCAAGCUGCUCGAUUGUGAUGUGAUUUACCCAAUCUCAGAUAGCAAGUGGGUCUCUCCAGUUCAGGUAGUGCCCAAGAAGUCUGGGGUGACCGUGGUGAAGAAUGAGGAGAAUGAGCUAGUGCCCCAACGAGUUGUGACAGGACAUAGGGUCUGCAUAGACUAUAGGAAGCUCAACGCCACCACCAGGAAGGACCAUUUCCCAUUGCCCUUCAUUGAUCAGAUGUUAGAGAGGUUAGCAGGUCAUUCCUUUUAUUGCUUCUUGGAUGGGUAUAGUGGCUACAAUCAGAUUUGUAUAGCUCAAGAGGACCAAGAGAAGACCACCUUCACUUGCCCUUUUGGGACAUUUGCCUACAGACGUAUGCCCUUCGGAUUGUGCAAUGCACCAGGUACAUUUCAACGUUGUAUGAUGUCUAUUUUCUCUGAAUAUAUUGAAAAGAUAAUUGAGGUUUUUAUGGAUGACUUUAGUGUCUUUGGUAAAGAUUUUGAUUCAUGUCUGAGAAAUUUGGAUUUAAUCUUAAAAAGGUGUGUUGAAACAAACUUGGUUUUGAAUUGGGAAAAGUGUCACUUCAUGGUGACACAAGGGAUUGUUCUAGGGCACAUUAUCUCUAAUAGGGGUAUAGAGGUUGAUAAAGCCAAAGUGGAUCUUGUACGUUACUUACCCUCUCCCACUUGUGUGAGAGAGGUACGUUCUUUUCUUGGUCAUGCAGGUUUUUAUCGCAGGUUUAUCAAGGACUUUUCCAAGAUAGCCAGACCUUUAUGUCGUUUGCUUCAGAAGGACAUACCCUUUGAAUUCGAUGAUGAGUGCAAGAAGGCUUUUGGAAAGCUGAAGGACUUAUUGACGACUGCCCCCAUCAUGCUCCCUCCAGACUGGUCCUUGCCAUUUGAGUUAAUGUGUGAUGCCUCAGAUUAUGCUGUGGGGGCUGUGUUAGGGCAGCGGAAGGCCACGAAGCCCUAUGCCAUCUACUACGCUUCAAGGACACUCAAUGAUGCUCAGUUGAACUAUUCUACUACAGAAAAAGAGCUCCUUGCAGUUGUCUUUGCUUUAGAUAAGUUUCGUUCAUAUUUACUUCAGACUAAAGUUGUUGUUUAUACUGAUCAUGCAGCUCUGAAGUACUUGCUCACCAAGACGGAAGCGAAACCGAGACUCAUCAGAUGGAUACUCUUGCUCCAGGAAUUCGACCUAGAGAUUAAGGACAAGAAGGGGAGUGAGAAUGUAGUGGCUGAUCAUUUGAGCAGAAUUGUGCAUAAGGAGGACACCCUACCCUUGCAAGAGACCUUCCCGGACGAACAACUCUUCGGAGUAGAGGUAAGUGAACCCUGGUAUGCUGAUAUUGUGAACUAUUUAGUGACUAGGAGGUUUCCAGACACUUUACCUCGUUCUAAUAAGGAAAGACUUAAAAAAAUGGCUCGGUACUUUAUUUGGGAUGAACCUUACUUGUGGAAACAUUGUAGUGAUCAAAUAAUUAGGAGGUGCGUCCCAGAAAUUGAGCAUAAAUCCAUUCUUGCAUUUUGCCAUUCUGAGUCUUGUGGAGGUCACUUUGGGUCUCGUAGGACAGCUCUUAAGGUGUUGGAUUGUGGCUUUUAUUGGCCAACUAUUUUUAAGGAUGCCUACUUGUUUUGCAUGAGUUGUGAUAGGUGUCAAAGGACAGGUAACCUAGGUCCUAAGGAUCAGAUGCCCUUAGCUCAUAUUAUAACUGUUGAGAUAUUUGAUGUAUGGGGUAUCGAUUUUAUGGGGCCUUUUCCUUCAUCUAAUGGUUGUCUUUAUAUACUCCUUGCUGUGGACUACGUGUCAAAAUGGGUGGAAGCUAAGGCCACCCGUACUAAUGAUUCUCGAGUUGUUGCAGAUUUCCUUCGUUCUAACAUCUUUUCUAGGUUUGGAAUGCCACGCGUGCUUAUUAGCGAUGGAGGAUCUCACUUCUGCAACCGAACGAUUGAGGCUUUGCUGAAGAAAUACAAUGUCACGCAUAAGGUCUCUACACCUUAUCACCCUCAGACGAGUGGACAAGCAGAGGUCUCAAAUCGUGAGAUCAAGAGGAUACUAGAGAAGACUGUGGGCCCAACGAGGAAAGAUUGGAGUCAGAGGCUCGAUGAUGCACUAUGGGCCUACAGGACAGCUUACAAGACUCCCAUUGGGAUGUCUCCCUUUAGACUUACCUAUGGGAAGGCUUGUCACUUACCAGUGGAGUUGGAACACAAAGCUUGGUGGGCAGUGAAGAACUUUAAUAUGAACCUUGAUGAGGCAGGUUUGCAUAGGAAGCUCCAGUUGAAUGAGCUUGAGGAGAUAAGGAACGAGGCCUACGAUAGUGCCUGGAUCUACAAGGAGAAGACUCGAGCCUUUCAUGACAAAAUGAUCCGUGGGAAAUCUUUUGCAGUGGGCCAGAAAGUUUUGAUGUUUCAUUCUAGACUUAGGCUUUUUCCAGGUAAGCUUCGUUCUAGAUGGGUUGGUCCUUUCAUUGUUACUAAUGUUUUCCCUCAUGGUGCUAUACAGAUAAGGAGCGAGAGGACCGACAAUGAGUUUAAGGUGAAUGGCCAUCGAUUGAAGCCUUACUAUGAGGCUUUUGAGGAACACACGGUGGAGGAAGUACCCCUCCAAGAGGCGCCACUCACAAAGGACUAAAUGGAGGUACAAGUCUAGGCUGAAAGACUAUAAACAUUAAGCGCUGCUUGGGAGGCAACCCAAUUCAACCGUAGCUGUGGAGGAGCCAUCAACGGAGAUUUGUUUUCUUGAACUCUUCCUUUUCCCUUUUGUUUUUCCUUUUUGGUGUUUAUUUUUGUGACCCCUUAUACCAUGCU